This is a messenger RNA of Parastagonospora nodorum SN15, 3276 nucleotides long. RefSeq lists its product as hypothetical. Bases 1 to 3276 code for a protein of 1091 amino acids. The transcript is spliced from 4 exons. The record is from RefSeq and is a predicted model, not a curated record. Gene Ontology annotation, molecular function: protein binding. NCBI's taxonomy places the organism in Eukaryota, Fungi, Ascomycota, Dothideomycetes, Pleosporales, Phaeosphaeriaceae.
AUGACCCGAUGGAAACCGGACUUCAAGAAGAGCAAAUGGUUCACGAGAGGCUGGACACUGCAAGAACUAAUUGCGCCAACGAAGGUCGAGUUCUUUUCCCAAGAAGGCGAACUUCUAGGCGAUAAGUUGUCUUUGCAGCAGACUCUUCAUGAAAUAACUGGCAUCGCUCUUGACGCUCUUAAAGGAGGCCCUUUAGGUAACUUCAGCAUCGAAGAGCGAUUGCUAUGGGCAGCGAAACGCACCACCAAGCGGGAGGAAGACGCAGCGUAUUCGUUGUUCGGUAUUUUUGAUGUUCAUAUGUCCCUUAUUUAUGGUGAGGGGCGGGAAAAGGCCACCAAGCGUCUUCUUCGAGAGAUCCAAGAGCAUUGGAAGCUCCCAAUAAUCAAGGGCGUCAGCAGUUAUCAGAGUCGAGAAGAACAGUUGCGUACCGUACAGCAAUGGCUAUCCGCAGCCGAUCCAUCUUCCAAUUACCAGCAAGCACUAAGUAAACGCCAGGAGAAUACGGGCCUUUGGCUUACGGAGAGUGAACAAUACCAGAAGUGGAAAACGUCUUCAGUCUCUUUCCUGUGGCUUUACGGCAUUCCAGGUUCUGGGAAGACGAUACUGUCCUCGACGAUCCUUCGCGACAUCUUCAGCUCUCAUGGAAGCAAGCCGUCAACAAUUGUCGUGUACUUUUACUUUGAUUUCAACGACGCGCAGAAGCAAAGCACGGACUCAAUGCUUAAAUCAUUGGUCUAUCAGCUCUUGCAGCGAGUCAAAGAUAUCCCGUCCCGUCUUGAUAGCUUGUACCCCCCACAUGGAUCUGGACGGCAGCAGCCGACAUCAGAAGCACUUCUAAAUACCAUUCGCGAAUCGAUACAGAAGUUUGAACAAGCAUACAUUGUGUUAGAUGCCUUGGACGAAUGCUCUCAACGUGUGGAACUCAUGCAUGCCCUCGCAACAAUAAGCAAUUGGCGCCUCGAAAAUAGCCAUUUCGUGGUUACGAGUCGCAGGGAGCGAGAUAUUGAGAGUGGUCUUGCCGUGUUUGGGGUGCUUGGGAACAGUGUAUGUCUAAGUAGCAGUGUGGUCGACGAAGAUAUACGCCACUAUGUCCGUCAACGAUUGUCAGACGACUUGGGGCUGAAGAAAUGGAGCCAGGAUCCCAAUCUACGGGAACAAAUAGAAACAGCUUUGGUAGAAGGCUCCCAGGGAAUGUUUCGAUGGGCUGUGUGCCAGCUGGACACGCUUAGGAAGUGUCGCAAUCGAGCAGGGUUGCGGAGAUCAUUGGCGACGUUGCCGCAAACUCUGGAGCAAACAUACGACCGGAUUCUCCACAAGAUUACUCAAGAAGAUUCUAUCUACGCUAUUCGCGUUCUGCGAUGGCUGACGUUCGCCGAACGACCGCUCUCAUUACAUGAAAUCGCGGAAGCUGUGGCCCUUGUUGUAGGUCGUACUCCCGUUUUUGAUAAGGAAGAGGUGCUCCAAGACCCGAUGGAGAUCCUUGAUAUCUGCUCAAGUUUGGUCACUGUCAGAGACAUGCGGGAUGGGGAGGAUGGUUGGCCGGCGCAGAUCGUUGUGCUUGCACAUUUCUCCGUCAAAGAACAUCUCCUCUCCCACAAGCUACAAGCAAGCGAUCUAAAUCGGUACGCCAUGCACCAUCAGGCCUGCCACAGCAUGUUAGCGAGAUCUUGUCUUGAGUAUCUCCUUCAAGUCCUGCGGUUCGAUCUAGACUCUCGACAUAGAGAGCGCACAAAACUUUUAAGUUACUGCUCAGAACACUGGACGGAUCAUGCUGAAGAGGCCGGAGGCUGGGAUCCAGAAACCGCUAAGACGGCUGUUCGAUUGUUGUCUAUGACUGGUUCUGCAUACGAAAAAUGGUUGCAACUGUACAGUCCGGAUCGUCCCUGGAACUUUUACCUCCUUAGCAAGUCAGUUAGUAAUACUGCUCUUCCGCUGUAUUAUGCAGCGCUAUUUGGCGUUGCCGAUGUCAUAGUGCUACUGCUUGAGAGUGGUGCUGAUGUCAAUGCUGAGGGUGGCGAAUACGGCACUGCACUCCAUGCAGCAGCAAUCUGCGGCCAUGAACGAACAGUGGAGUUACUAAUUGCCCAUGGUGCUCAUAUAAACACAUCAACCCCUCAUCAUGGCAGUGCGAUUCAGGCCGCCUCGGAGGUCGGCCAUGAGUGGGUGGUCAAGCGUCUCAUCGAGGCUGGAGCUGAGAUUAAUGCACGAGGUGGGAUAAAUGGCAGUGCCCUUGACUUGGCUAUCGGUAACAACCAUAACGAUGUUGUCGCAUUGCUUCUCAAAAAUGGAGCAGAGUUGGAAACUCUGAACCGUGACGGAGUAAGCCCUUUGACUGGUGCAGCUUGCAUCGGACACAAUGGUAUCAUAAAACUGCUUCUCAGCCAUGGAGCUACAAUAUCAGCAACAGAUGGCAAGGGGUGGACUGCUAUCAACUCCGCGUCUAUCAGAGGGCAUUCUGAGACUGUGAAAGAUGCUUGGACGCCUGUUUAUUCCGCCUCAUUCCAGGGCAACUACGAAGUGGUGAGAUUACUUCUAUCGGCAGGGGCAGACAUCUCGCUCCCAAAUGAUGACGGUUGGACACCACUUCUCGCAGCCGUUGACGGCAAUCAUUACAAUGUGGUCAAAGUGCUGCUGGAGCACGACAUGCGUGAUGCAUACAUCAAGGCUCAGUCGAAAGACGGCCACUCAGCGCUGUCUCGUGCCGCAGAGAAGGGCUUCGCAACUAUAGUUGAACUGCUACUUGCGAACGGGGCUAGCGCCGUCCAAGAGGACUUCCAUGGGUCCCAGGCCAUUUCAUACGCAGCUGUCGUUGGUUCCCUUGCCGUCCUGAAACUAUUACUCGACGUCUCUCAAGUCGGGCCUAAUCACACCGACCGUUAUGGUCGCUCAGCGCUGUGGUGGGCAGCGUCGUGCGAUCGACCAAAAACAGUCAAAUUUCUACUACAUGAAAUACACUGCGAUCCUAAGAUAGCAGACGCCUGUGGUCGAACACCACUGAUGAUAGCUGCCAGGCGAGGUUACCAAGAUAUAGUCGAUGUUCUACAAAUAUACGACGGUAAUGUGGUUGACAAAAACGCAGAUCUUGAAACUGCAACGAUUCGAUCCUCUGGCAGCACAGCCCUUAUGUGCGAUAUCUGCGAAUAUAAACCUCUGAAGCUGGACACGCUGCUGCAUAAUGGCAAUCGACCAAUAAACCGAUCAAUUCGAUGCACAAGCUCAAUCUACAAAUACGACAGUCUACGAAGAAAUCCCUCAGCUGCUGCCUUGCUAAACUAA